This is a messenger RNA of Pogoniulus pusillus (Red-fronted tinkerbird), 1188 nucleotides long. RefSeq names its product FAM3 metabolism regulating signaling molecule B (gene FAM3B). The record is from RefSeq and is a predicted model, not a curated record. Lineage: Eukaryota; Metazoa; Chordata; Aves; Piciformes; Lybiidae. The transcript is spliced from 9 exons. Gene Ontology annotation, biological process: insulin secretion. Bases 307 to 1062 code for a protein of 251 amino acids.
AUUCUCUAGGCUGAUGUUUUUACUGACUUUUAACUGUGGAUAUAUCUUUACAGCCUUCUGGUUUGUGCAUAUUUUGCCUUCCAUCAUAUGACUUACACCCACCUUUUCUUUCACAUUGUCCUGAAAUACCAACCCACUGGGACUGCCUAUGUCCAUUGCCAUCCUGGCCCACAAGCAAGAACUCCAGCAUCACCUUCAAGUGACCUAAACCUGUCAGAGUGGCAUCAGCCUGGCACCCUGAUGAGAAACCUGGUGUUGGCAGAAUGGAUCUGAGGAGAAAGAGCUCUAGGACAUACUGUGUCCUAGAUGUCAUCACACUACAAGUGCUUCAGGAUUGCUGACAGAAGGGACCUUGCCAAUCCAGCUUCCUCUGAGUUUGUGAAGUGGGCAGGGCUCCUAUUGGCAUCGUUUACUGGUUUGUACAUGGGAUACUUAUUUGCUGAUCUUGUACCCGAACAGACUAUAGCAACAUCUGUUGUUAAUCUUCAAGAGAUUGGAAAGAAACCAGUACUGAGGGUCCCAGUGCCAAAAAGGCAGAAGUGUGAUCACUGGUCUCCCUGUUCACCUGGGAACUACGCAUAUCGGAUUCUUACUGGUGGCGGCAGAGAAAAGCUGGCUAAAAUUUGUUUUGAGGAUGAGCUGCUCAUAAGCAAAGAAAAGGGUAAUGCUGGAAGAGGUAUAAACAUUGCUGUUGUGAAUUAUAAAACAGGAAAAGUUACAUCAGCAAACUUUUUUGACAUGUGGGAAGGAGACCACUCAGGAGAGAUGAUGGCUUUCAUUAAAAAUGCACCAGAAGGGUCCCUUCUUCUGAUGGCAACUCAUGAUGAUGGAAACACCCGGCUAAAGAAUGAUGCAAAAAAAUUAGUGGAAGAGCUGGGAAGUAAAGAAAUAUGGAAUAUGAAGUUCAGGUCAAGCUGGGCUUUUAUAGCUGCCAAAGGCUUCAAGCUGCCAGAUGAUAUCCAGAAGGAAAAGAUAAACCACUCUGACAGGAACAGGAACAGAUACAGUGGCUGGCCAGCUGAAAUCCAAAUAGAAGGCUGUAUCCCAAGAAGCCUCAUCUGAACAAAUGCAUACCUCAUCAGUAAAGAUGAAUGUGUGUUUUUAUUUCUUUAGCAAAUGUUCUUCAGAACCCAAUUAGCAUCUGGACACUAAUUGUAAAAUAAAUAAUUUCCACAGUUUUUAACCUUU